UUCCUGUACUCUGAUUGGCCAGUAUGUAGCCGGGUGAAAAUGGCGGCAACACCUCCUGACGAGGCAGAAAGGAAAGAGGACGGCCUUUACAAUGGAUCCCCGUCCGUUACAAGUCUCCAGAGGGAGAUCAGCCUCGAGAGGAAGGCCAGUGAAUACACACAGAUUUCGGAGGCGAAAGUUCUUGUGGUCUUUACUGGAGGAACUAUCGGAAUGAAGGCACACGGUGGAGUGUAUGUCCCUGAGAAGAACUACCUGGAGAAAACCCUGAUGGAGAUGCCAAUGUUGCAUGACAAGGCCUAUGCUGAACAGCUGAAAGAGGAUAACUUCCAGUUUGAAAAUGCUCCAGACUUCUUUCAGGAAAAUGCUCCCUUGGUGUUACCGUUGUCCAAGUAUGGCAAGCAUGUCCUGUAUUGGAUCCUUGAGUAUGACCCCAUCCUAGACUCCUGCAACAUGAACAUGGAUGACUGGGGGCAGAUUGCUGCUGAUAUAGAGAAAAAUUACCAGUACUUUGAUGGGUUUGUCAUCCUGCAUGGUACUGACACCAUGGCCUACACUGCCUCAGCAUUGUCCUUCAUGUUUGAACAUCUGGGAAAACCUGUCAUUCUGACUGGUUCACAGGUUCCCAUCUAUGAGAUGAGAAAUGAUGGGCGUGACAACUUACUGGGAGCUCUGCUCAUAGCUGGCCACUUUGUCAUUCCUGAGGUGACUUUGUACUUCAACAAUAAGCUGUACCGUGGCAACAGAGUGACAAAGGUGGCCAACCAGAGCUUCCAGGCAUUCGACUCCCCCAACCUGCCACCACUGGUCACCAUGGAGGUGGAAAUACAUGUUGGGGACAUUUUGACUGGCUGGCCAAAUGGUAGAUCUAAAGUUGAGUGGGAUGCUGUGUUCCGCUGUAAUACAAUAGAGAGGUUCAGGGUACAGACGGACAUGGAUCCAAACAUAGGCCUUCUACGACUGUUCCCUGGCAUGAGUCUUCAAACAGUAGAACAUUUUCUGAGCCCUCCUAUGGAAGGAGUGGUGUUACAGACCUAUGGGACAGGGAAUGCUCCCGAUGGCAGGCACGACUUAUUGCAGGCAUUCAAAGAUGCAUCAGACAGAGGCAUACUUAUCGUCAACUGCACACAGUGCCCCAAGGGGGGUGUAGAUUGUUACUAUGCUACUGGAAAGGUAUUGCUGGAUGCAGGGGUGAUCCCAGGGGCUGACAUGACAGUUGAGGCAGCCUUGGCCAAACUUAGCUACUUGUUGGCAAAGAAAGAUGUCACUGCUCAGGAGAGAAGAGAGCUCCUGUCGGAGAACCUGCGGGGUGAGCUGACCAUGGUUGGAGUAGGGAAAGAGUCUAUCUCCCUCACCAGUAACAAGUUCCUACGUCACCUGGCCAGAGCACUACAGCUGGGCUCUGCAGAGGAGAUGCAUGCAGUGCGGGAUGCCCUGUUCCCAGCACUGAUGUGUGCAGCAGCUAAGAAUGGUGACAACAGCACCCUUCAGGCCCUUAUACAGCAGGGAGGGAACAUGGACGCUAAAGACUAUGAUGGAAGGACACCCCUGCACAUUGCCUGCAGUCAUGGCCAUGCAGACACAGUGGAGUUCCUGCUGAAGAAUGGUGCAUCUGUGUACCAACGGGAUGCUGCCGGCCACACAUGCCUCAGAGAUGCCAUCAAGUUCAGGAACUUCCCAAUCAUCAAACUUCUAGUGAAGACUGGAGCAAACCUGUCAAACCAUAUCACACCCAUCCGCAUAGGCAUUGAACUGUGCAGUGCUGCUGCUCACAAUGACAUUGAUGGUCUGCGAUCCUGGAUUCUGGCUGGGGCAGACCCUAAUCAGCCAGAUUACAGCAGCAGGACAGCUUUACAUGUGGCUGUAGGUGAGGGGCAUGUGGAGGCUGUCAAGUAUCUCAUGGACCAUGGAGCAAUCCCUACACUACAAGAUCCCCAUGGUACAACAGCUGUGAUUGAAGCCCGUAUCAGAGACCACAUGGACCUUAUCCCUCUGCUGGACAAAGAUGCAUGUUGUACUGAACCACACCCUGCAAAGGGAGCAGCCCCUGCAAAGGAAGAGCCAGUGUCUCCCAGUAAAAGGAGAUUCUCACUCGGAGCCAAGUUUUUCAGCAAAAAGAACACUGAGUCAGGGGACUAGCCAUCCAAAGUCUUUGGCUAUUUUCCUGGACAGUUUAUGGGGAACAAAAGAGGAGCAUGCAAUGUAUUGGAUGGAUAGUUAAUGUUCAUACGGGUAUUGACAAGAAUUAAGAGACGUUCCAUGCUGAUUCAGGUUGUUUGAACAGUCUGUAGGAGUUAGAAAUUGAGAACUUGUUGCUGAUUUUAUUAUGGUUAUGGUUUUUCAGUGUAGAUGUUACAGCAACAAUCAGUAGAAUAUUAGUCCAUGGAGAUUGCUGCUAUGGUUCAUUGAAGUUCCUUGUACAGUUACAUGGACCUUACGUUGCACAGUGUUGAACAGUGCAUACUUAUACUUAACAUACUUAAGUAUAAUACAGUCUCAUACUUAACAUUUCUAUACAUUGUUACUUCUCAAGGAGAAGAGUUUCAUUUUGUUCACUAUUGUUGACCAGUAUCAUCAAGGAUUGAAGUAAGGAGAUGACAGAUGAGAAAAUCCAUACUACUUUUUGUGCCAAAAUCUAAACCAUAUUGUUAUAUUUUUCAUGGCAAAUUAAGAUAGAUAAGUAUUAGUAUUACACAGGUUGAAACAUUGCUGUUGUUGCUGCUGUUUUUGUUAAACUUGGAUGUACUUCAGUUAAGAAUCUUAUAUGUGACGUUACCUUUGAUUUGAUGAAAGCAACCAAAAGAUGUGUACUUAUUACAUCAAGUCCAAAAUGCACAGAAAUAUAUAAAGACUGCUUAUAUACUUUGAAAAAGUACUGUCCUGACUCACUGUAGUAAUGUAACUAUUGUUAAGUGUUGCGGGAACUAGAGCUUAACUAAGGCUGGAAUCAAACUUCAAGCUACAUACAUGUAGAUUCAAAAUCUGCCAAAUGUUGCUGUAGAGAAACAAGACUAAACUUACGCAUUUCUAAGAAAGACAAAGACGUGACAGUUGAAUGAAGAUAAUGAAUAAAGCCAUCUAUGCAUUGUCA
Messenger RNA from Branchiostoma floridae (Florida lancelet), 3088 nucleotides. Its product is annotated as L-asparaginase-like. Lineage: Eukaryota; Metazoa; Chordata; Leptocardii; Amphioxiformes; Branchiostomatidae. The transcript is spliced from 18 exons. The coding region runs from base 40 to 2136 and encodes 698 amino acids. The record is from RefSeq and is a predicted model, not a curated record. Gene Ontology annotation, biological process: amino acid metabolic process. Gene Ontology annotation, molecular function: asparaginase activity; protein binding.